CCUCUUCCACGCCACAUUGUGUGUUUUGACACGUUUUAAAGCUUGGCAUAUCAGCUGUGACUUUUUAAUCUGGAUCAGAUGUCUCACCCCUGCUGUGCCCUUUCAGACUAAUGUGGAUGGAGCAAGCAGAGUUUGCCGUUUAGAGUGGAGAGGAUGGACGGCGCAUAGACUGGUAAAAAGUGAGGGAGAGUGGUGUGUCUGGGCCGUCAUCAGAGCAGGAAGUUCUGUGGUUAAUCAAGCGGAACAGAGGAGGGAAGCUGCUGUUCUACCCUUCCUUAUGCAACAUUACAGUACAGGGUGCAGACACUGAGACAGGAGAGAAGGCAGGUCAUGCAGCCUGUUUGACUACAGAGGAGGCUGUCUGGGCCCUGUGAUGGCAUCUGCAGGUCCAAAUCCCGAGGGUGGUAGACCUGCUUCCAGGCAGGAGUCUGGGGGUCGGAGGCUGUCCUGGCUGGUCCUGCUGCUGACUCUGGCAGCGGUCACCUCCUCGUCUCUCUCUGCUCUGUCUCUGUACCACCUGCUGGCCCUUAGGGCCGAAGUUGAGGAGCUCCGGUCAGAGGUCUUCCGUAGGAGAGAGGAGCAACAAGAGGCUAGGCAUGGAGAGACACUGCAGCAGAUGAGCAGCAGAGCCAGAAGAAGCAGCCCAGACCAUCUACACACCCCUGACCCCCAGCCUGGGCUGUCUUUCAUCAGGAAGAGGAGUGUGGGCACAGGAACUGAGAACUCAGUGUCUCAGCCUUGUCUACAGAUGCUGGCAGAUAGCAGCAGGAAAACAUUCCAGAAAGAGUUUGCGCUGGAACCUUACACAGGGAUCCCCUGGCAGGCGGGGCUUAGAAGAGGCUCCGCCCUGGAGGCAGAGAGCGACAGCAUCCUGGUCAGAGAGGAGGGAUACUACUUUGUCUACAGUCAGGUGUACUACAUGGAUACGACCUUUGCCAUGGGUCAUGUGGUGAUCAGGAAGAAGAGGAACGUGGUGGGAGAUGAAGCUCAGCAUGUCACACUGUUCCGCUGUAUCCAGAACAUGAACCCUAUCUACCCAUACAACACCUGUUACACAGGGGGUAUAGUGAAGCUGGAGGUCGGGGACAGUGUGGAGCUGUUGAUCCCUCGCUCUACAGCCAAAGUUUCUCUGGAUGGAGACUCUACUUUCCUGGGCGCUGUCAGACUGGCCUGACCCUGACCAGGGGAGUUGGACUGGGGGGACUAGGAGAUACAAUUGCCAUCAUGUGGAAAUGGACACUGCUGGUACUAGAAGUUUUGAUCUGGUAGAUACUGGUGGUGGUGUACAAUAAUUAUUUUAAAUGAACUAUGGCUUCUGGGUCUGAUAGCUACAUUAUCUAUUCUACUAUGAUGCCAUCUGCUUCACAGAGUGACUGAGGGACGGACGGACAGACUCAGAAUUAUGGCCUAUUACUGGAGAGCCUGGCUGAUGAUGCCAUUGAUGAUGACAAGUGUCAGCUUCUGUCACUGUGUGUGAUCUGAAAUGUUUGAUGCUUAUACUGGCAGGUGUCUCACCAUUCACUCAUAAACUUCUUAAAUGUUAUGAUCAUAUACAAUACACACAGUCAAGACACAGUCCCAGCCAUGACUACACAGUCCCAGCCAUGACUACACAGUCCCAGCCAUGACUACACAGCCCCAGCCAUGACUACACAGCCCCAGCCAUGACUACACAGCCCCAGCCAUGACUACACAGCCCCAGCCAUGACUACACAGCCCCAGCCAUGACUACACAGCCCCAGCCAUGACUACACAGCCCCAGCCAUGACUACACAGCCCCAGCCAUGACUACACAGCCCCAGCCAUGACUACACAGCCCCAGCCAUGACUACACAGCCCCAGCCAUGACUACACAGCCCCAGCCAUGACUACACAGCCCCAGCCAUGACUACACAGCCCCAGCCAUGACUACACAGCCCCAGCCAUGACUACACAGCCCCAGCCAUGACUACACAGCCCCAGCCAUGAUGAUCAUUUUGACCACCUGCAUACUAGUAAAAUAGACCCUGUUGUAUUUCAUGGUGUUGUAUCCUGUCUAUGACAUUGUUAUUGAAUGGUGCAGAGUGAGUUGUCAUCAUUCUACCAGAAGGGAGCAGCAGCACUCAAUUAAUUGGUUUCCCAAGCAGCACCUGACCAUGUAUUACAAUAAAUGCAGUUAAUCAC
This is a messenger RNA of Oncorhynchus gorbuscha (pink salmon), 2163 nucleotides long. It is a transcript of the gene tnfsf13b, whose product is annotated as TNF superfamily member 13b. Gene Ontology annotation, cellular component: membrane. The record is from RefSeq and is a predicted model, not a curated record. Gene Ontology annotation, molecular function: tumor necrosis factor receptor binding; receptor ligand activity. The transcript is spliced from 7 exons. Lineage: Eukaryota; Metazoa; Chordata; Actinopteri; Salmoniformes; Salmonidae. The coding region runs from base 374 to 1174 and encodes 266 amino acids. Gene Ontology annotation, biological process: immune response.